UCCUCCACCUGAUACAACCUGCACCCAGUGACUGUAACAUGUCAGAUAACGAGACGAGCUUUGACGAUGCCUCUUGUGUGUCCCCCCAGAGCCCCGGCUCCCCGUCGCCGACCAAAAAGCAGAACAAGGAAACCAUCAUCACGAUUUCUACUCGUCUGCGAAUCCUGAGGACGGACAUGACGGGGAAUAAGACGAAUGGCGGAAAUGUUACAGUCUGGAGCCCCCUCCCCCGGUGCCCCUUGUCUGACGUCAUGGCGGUCCUUGCCUCCAGUCAGCGCAGUCCGCCGGUGUUUCUGGAAGAGCCGCGUCACCGCGGAGCGGCCUGUGUAUUCACCGCGCCGGGAUCAUUCACUGACACCCCCCAGGCAGACAAGAAGGAUCCUCAGGGGAACACCUCGGUGACGGGAUUCGAGGAGCUCCUGCAGAAGCAGCUGAAGGGGAAGCAGAUGCAGAAGGAAAUGGCGGAAUUCAUCCGAGAACGGAUAAAGAUCGAGGAGGAAUAUGCGAAGAACUUGGCGAAGCUUUCCCAGAAUUCCCUGGCGUUCCAGGAGGAGGGGACGCUGGGCGAGGCCUGGGCGCAGCUGAAGAAGAGUCUGACCGAUGAGGCCGAGGUCCACCUGAAGUUCUCCUCCAAGUUGCAGAGUGAAGUGGAGAAACCGUUGCUGAACUUCCGGGAAAACUUCAAGAAGGACAUGAAGAAGUUCGAUCAUCACGUCGCCGACCUGAGGAAGCAGCUGAGCAGCCGCUACGCCGCAGUAGAGAAG
Molecule: messenger RNA, 764 nt
Organism: Nanorana parkeri
Lineage: Eukaryota; Metazoa; Chordata; Amphibia; Anura; Dicroglossidae
Gene: GAS7
Product: growth arrest specific 7
Exons: 6
Biological process (GO): actin filament polymerization; neuron projection morphogenesis
Cellular component (GO): cytoplasm; plasma membrane; actin filament
Molecular function (GO): actin filament binding
Source: RefSeq, a predicted model, not a curated record